Molecule: messenger RNA, 2062 nt
Organism: Tripterygium wilfordii
Lineage: Eukaryota; Viridiplantae; Streptophyta; Magnoliopsida; Celastrales; Celastraceae
Product: squalene monooxygenase SE1-like
Exons: 8
Coding region: 251-1834 (527 amino acids)
Biological process (GO): sterol biosynthetic process
Cellular component (GO): membrane; endoplasmic reticulum
Molecular function (GO): flavin adenine dinucleotide binding; squalene monooxygenase activity
Source: RefSeq, a predicted model, not a curated record
CUUAGCACAGGCAUUCCCAUCACCACAACUGCAAUCUCCCUAUAAAAAGGCCCGCUAUCCCGCUUUCGCGCGGACCCGUAGCAAAUCCACGAGCAUUGGCACCACCACCUCGCCAUCACUGAGAGCCCAACAGACCAGAGCGGCCGGAACGACCGGCAUUUGCAGAGAGGCAAAGGAAGCAACAGCGAAGCCCGUCAUUUCUGCUCAUUCUUCUUCUGGGUCCUAUCCUGUAAAUUAUUACAAGAACAAGAUGGUGGUGAUCGAUCGGUAUAUAGCUGGAACUUUCUUUGCCUCUCUAUUGGGGCUUCUUCUUCUCUGCAUUUUCCGAUUCAAUGACAAGCAAAGGAAGGCCACGAUUAAGGGCUCCAAUGCCACCCUCAAGACCACAUCGUCUACCCGUGGAGAUUACUCGCCAGAUACCGGCUCCGGCACAGACGUCAUCGUCGUCGGCGCAGGUGUCGCUGGUUCUGCACUUGCUUACACUCUUGGCAAGGAUGGACGACGAGUUCAUGUGAUUGAAAGAGACUUGACUGAACCAGAUAGAAUUGUAGGUGAAUUGCUUCAGCCAGGGGGCUACCUGAAAUUAGUUGAACUGGGUCUUGAGGAUUGUGUGGAGGACAUUGAUGCCCAGAGAGUGCUUGGAUAUGCUCUAUUCAAGGAUGGAAAAAAUACUAGAUUGUCAUAUCCCUUGGAAAAUUUUCAUUCAGAUGUUGCAGGGAGGAGCUUUCACAAUGGUCGUUUCAUACAGAAAAUGAGAGAAAAAGCUGCUACCCUGGACAAUGUACGGUUUGAGCAAGGAAUUGUAACAUCCCUUCUCAAAGAAAAUGGGACUAUCAAGGGCGUUGUUUACAAAACUAAGGAUGGUCAAGAACUUAAAGCUUAUGCUCCUCUCACAUUUGUUUGUGAUGGUUGCUUCUCAAAUUUGCGCCGAUCUCUUUGUAACCCUAAGGUAGACAUGCCCUCUUGUUUUGUGGGUUUAGUGCUUGAGAAUUGUGAUCUUCCUUUUGCGAAUCAUGGGCAUGUAAUACUAGCAGAUCCUUCACCCAUAUUGUUUUACCCAAUUAGUAGUACCGAGGUUCGCUGUUUGGUUGAUGUACCUGGUCAGAAAGUUCCUUCCAUUGCCAAUGGUGAACUGGCCAAGUACCUAAAAACCAUGGUGGCACCACAGAUUCCACCUGAGCUUCAAGACUCUUUUAUAUCUGCGAUUGAUAGAGGUAAUGUCAGAACUAUGCCAAAUAGAAGCAUGCCAGCUGAUCCCCACCCUACUCCUGGAGCCCUUCUGAUGGGUGAUGCUUUCAACAUGCGCCAUCCUUUAACUGGAGGUGGAAUGACUGUGGCACUAUCUGAUAUUGUUGUUCUUCGGGAUCUUCUCAAGCCACUAUCAAACCUUCGUGAUGCGCAUUCUUUGGCAAAAUAUCUUGAAUCCUUUUACACGUUGCGCAAGCCGGUCGCAUCUACCAUAAAUACUCUGGCAGGUGCCUUGUACAGGGUGUUCUCGGCUUCUCCUGAUCAAGCUAGGAAGGAAAUGCGCCAAGCAUGUUUUGAUUAUUUAAGCCUUGGAGGUGUAUAUUCGACAGGGCCGGUGGCUUUAAUCUCUGGUCUAAACCCUCGUCCACUAAGUUUGGUUCUCCAUUUCUUUUCCGUGGCAAUAUAUGGUGUUGGGCGACUGCUGCUACCAUUUCCUUCGCCUAAACGCUUGUGGAUUGGAGUUAGAUUGAUAUUGAGUGCCUCAGGUAUUAUAUUCCCCAUUAUCAAGGCGGAGGGAGUGAGGCAAAUGUUCUUCCCAGCAAGUGUUCCUGCUGUAUAUAGAGUUCGAGCUCCUCCUGUCGAUUGAUAUAUAUGGUGGUUGCUUUGGCUCUGUAGGGUUCAAACACAACUACGCAAACUGGCUCAUAUCUGGGAUUGUCCUACCGUAGUUAGGGGCGAUUAUAUAGUCGUUGUUAAUAUUCUAGAAAUUUGUUCCUUUUAACACGGUACUUUUAACCCUUUUUUUUCCUCAGAACUGGAAUUUGUAUUUGAAACUUGGCAUAAUAAAUGGAUGGUUCAUGUGCUUGUAUGUCAA